AUGAAUGGGGAAUCAGAUCAGCCAUCAACCUCAUCGCCAAAACUUGGCCGUCAAAAGUUACUCAGUACUGAAACAAUCAGGAAUCCAAAGCCGACCACUUCUGACCCUUCUGGGGAACUGAGUGAAGGCAUUCGGACUAUGCCAAAUUUGGAUCCCCUUCUGCUGUGUGUUUCCGAGGUCAAGUCAGGAACUGCAGGCUUCGACUAUUUUGAAGAUGCCUCACUCGUAUUUAAUGAAGACUUCUUUGAGGCUUCACUAUCGCAAAAUAACCCAAAUGCGUCAAAACCUAUCUUGAACGACUUGGAAGCCAGGUCAGUAUUACAGGUUAAUCCGUCUAAUGGAAUAAGACAAAAACCGGAACGAGAACAGUCGGGAUCUAGAGGCCAGCCUCUUGAAAAUUAUCAUCUGCAGAUCCAUCGAACAGAGGAACCAUCCAGAGUAACUAGUAUAAGAAGCGAUCAGUCAUUAGUUGGGACAAGGUUGGUUGAUGAGAAAUUGCUGCGUCAGUCUCGAGGCACAGUAAUUCCCAAUGGUUCAACAAUUCACACCACAAAUCUGCAAAACCCCACUUAUUUGGAAUGUCACAUGCAAUCAUGUCCAGAGUCUGUUCUUUCCGGAGCUCUUCUCAAGCAAAGUAAACCUUGUUCCAUACGCUCGGCUACCAUCGUGAGUAACACAAAGAAGGAAAAUGAGUUCGUUUGUUCGAAUUAUUUAGAUAAAUCUAUUGACUUGAAACAGAAUAUUCCACCGUGUGAAGAGCGCUCGUCGCUCAAAGAAAGGGACCCUCGCCUUGUAAAUGUUAGUCAGCAGCAAGGACAGCUCAACACGUUUAUCUCCACUUGUGGCCGAGAUUCACCAAUAACAAUAGAAAUGACCCACAUAGUGUCGCUGAGACGCGUAAAGCAAGGUGAUGGAAGCACAAUGUAUGUAAAGGAUACUCAACUUCGUAAAUGUCAAUGCGUUUGCACUUGUCUAAACAGUAAGAGUGCAGUUCAUGAAGUAGAAAGUCAACCGGUGAGAUUACCAUGUUUACCCCUCGUAAACGAGGCCUGUCAAACCCCACAACAAAUGGGUUACCUAAUCGACAGUCGACUUCAGAAAACUUAUCUUGAUCAGCAACAAUCCUCUCUAGAUUUCCAGUCAGUCGACUCACGUCUCGCCACAGAGCCCGCCGAAGAGCCAGUAGAGAAUACAGUAAAGUGCUGCGCAGCAUCACAGUGUUACUCCGAACCAAACCAGAAUGGUGAGCCAAAAGGCGUAACCAACAGGCAGUACCACACCAAUUCCUUCCUAAAGCCACAACAGUCAACCAGUCAUGAAGGCUCUUCUGAGUCAGUGAUAUGCCCCACGUGCUGUCCCACGAAAACGGAGCGGAAAACACAGCCACAAAGCAGUGUCGUGGCCAAUGAAACUACGAGGUACAAAUCGGAUGUUACUGUGGUGGGCGUACGCCAAGAUAUGACAGACCCCUUGAGAAGACAGGACGACAUGACAGAUCUGGAGGAGCUCGAAUUAGUUCGAAGGUCCAACCACGAAAUCGGGACAUACAUUGGACGGUGCAACUGCCCAGACAAAACUUCCUGUGAGUGCGAAUUACGGCGACCAUUGGAGGAAGGAAGAGUAUGUUGUGUGGAUUAUUCAACGCCUAAAGGGGGCUGUCUAGUAGAACCAGCUGCGAUUAGAGUAGAAGAGAAGUUUACGCGUUCAGAAGUGACAGAGAAGGGCUCUGCGGUGGAGGAUAAAGAUGAAACUUCUAAUCCGUGUUAUUUCUGCUUCAGGCGUCGACGGAAAUCCAAACUUCCUGAACCCGUUUCAAGAGAAAUCGAAUCAUGGCCGGGAAAUCUCGAUAAGUCACAAGUGGUUUUUUACAGGUAUGAUGAAGAAUCUCCCCCAAAUACUUUAGUUUCCGCUGUCCGGUCGAUUCAGUGCCCAUCGGAUCCUGGUGAAUCGGUUGCGAGCUUGCAAAUUUAUAGAUUGAUGGAUGAUCCUAAUCUACAUAGCAUACACGAUGACAGAGUUUCAGAAGGAGGAUGCGUCAAAGCUGCCACCAUUGCACCAGCCACCGGCGUCAGGUAUGUAAAAUUGAUAGAUCCAGUAAAGUCGUACCGGGCUGUAGUGCAUAGCGUGCCACGACCAAGUUGUGAGCGUACACCUUCAGAAUUCGUGAACACAAUCCCUGAAUACUAUCCGAAGAAGGAAGUGGAAUAUCGAAAGCCUUGCCACCUUCCACUAGGUACUGUAGUGGAACAGACUGUGCCCAAAAUUCCCUCACAAGUUUGUUCCACAUCAAAUCUGACCAGCGAGCCAAGUCCCGUUUUGCAUCCAUGGCGUUGCUGCGACGUGAAUACAGUAAUGAACCCACCACUUCCAUGUUCAAAACCCGCUGACCGCAACUUUUUUGCUCGGCCCGUUGACCCAAUACCAACGCCCGCGAGGGAACUAUCCAUCGUAGAAUCCCAACACAUAGAGGCAGCAGAAUAUCCUUUGUCACCCUGUUGUCCAUGUCCCCAUGAGCGACCUCUAUCUUUCAUCCACAUGCAACACGUCUGGCCGAACUGUUUAGCGAACUUGCCUUGGGCCUGUCGCUGUAAACGUGUUAUGAACGACUGUUGUUCUUGCCCUCAGAUAAGGUGGGGGUGUGACAAUCUAACCUACCAAGGUGCUCAAACGCACUACUAUAGCAAACCUGAGCGCUCGCAAGAGGGAGGGCUUUGUGAAUGUCGGAACAGGUUGCUGACAUGUCCACUUGCUUGA
Molecule: messenger RNA, 2754 nt
Organism: Opisthorchis viverrini
Lineage: Eukaryota; Metazoa; Platyhelminthes; Trematoda; Opisthorchiida; Opisthorchiidae
Exons: 1
Coding region: 1-2754 (917 amino acids)
Source: RefSeq, a predicted model, not a curated record